Carassius auratus (goldfish) is the source of this 3494-nucleotide messenger RNA. Its product is annotated as consortin-like. The record is from RefSeq and is a predicted model, not a curated record. Gene Ontology annotation, molecular function: connexin binding. Gene Ontology annotation, cellular component: trans-Golgi network; plasma membrane; transport vesicle. Lineage: Eukaryota; Metazoa; Chordata; Actinopteri; Cypriniformes; Cyprinidae. The coding region runs from base 188 to 1855 and encodes 555 amino acids. The transcript has 11 exons. Gene Ontology annotation, biological process: positive regulation of Golgi to plasma membrane protein transport.
AAGCACUAGAUGUGCAGCAGAAACACAAACAUACAUCAGCCGACAGUGAAGAGCGCGGUUGCCUGUUCAUCCGAAUUCAAACCACCUUUGCUAUCAAUCGAUUUACGGCCGGACGGGAGCGCUGCUGAUUGGCUGAGAGGCCUGCAGGGGUUCGAGUGGAUCUUCAUGCCCUCUGUCAGCGGGACUCAUGGACGACGGACCGUGGCAGAGCGAUGGCCCAGUGAGGCGGGGAGGAGGAACUGACCCCGACCUCCUAAAUGACUCGGACUCCAGCCGCAGCCCAGACGAGAACCAGAACCGACUGGUGGAGGAAGCGGAGGAGGUCGAACAGGGGCCCCGAGGUGGACAGAGGCCCCUCCGACAGGAGAACACUAACAACAACGGUGAUGAUGAAGAUUAUGAUAGCUCCAAGGUGGAGGACGAGGAAGAGGAAGAGGUGGAUAGAAACAGUGGUGCGUACUCUCCAGAGCUGGACGGACACAUCCGAGACUCACCGACUCCCAGCCCCAGUCCCACAGUGUCAGAGGGGCUCGUGAGCCCUGAAGGGACACCUCACGGCGAUGCUGGAUCACCCCUGGGCUUCGCUCGCUCCCUGGUGGCAUCUCUCCAGGAGCUGGGGGCUCAGGGAGACCACCCUUUUCUGCCACAGUGCCUCCAUCAGAUUGCAGAGUCAUAUAUGCGUGAGGAGGACUACGAGAGAGCAGUCGGGUUCAUACAGUUAGAGAGACUCUAUCACGAACGUCUUCUGUCUAACCUCACCGCUCUACAGCAGCAGUGGGAGAGGAGAUGGAGUUUGGUUGGCCAGUGUCAGGACGGUCGGGAAGACAGUGACCUGGAUGCUGAACACCUGGAGAAACUGAGACACAUCUGCAGAACGCACAGACAACCUGCAUGGAGCGCUGAGAAGUGUGAGCUGUCCAAAGUGCAAAGGAACAGUGUGAUCAGAGAAACACAGGGAGGAGAGCACAGCCUGAACACACAAGAGCUUUCAUGCAGCUCAGGGAAGGUUAUGGAGAAUCAGAGUACAUGUGAGUUACAACAGGAAGUCAUCCAGCCUGACAAUUGUAGCAGCGCUGCCCAACAAUCCCACCAGAGCGAACACAAACAUGACCCCUCCCCCUCCACAGACAGCUCCUCCUCUCCGACCUGUGAGGAUGCAGGAGCAGAAGAGAAGAGCGCGAGUGGGGCAGCUUCCCACAGGGAUGCCUCACCAGAGCCCGAGUCACCAAUGGACGCAGCUCAAACCGACAAUGCGGAGGCCCAGCCGCCUCAGACAGACACUGAUGGCCCCAGAGUGGUGAUGGAGGGAACAGGGGACACUGUGGAUAUGGGGCAGGAUGUGGUGGAGCCCGUCCCACACACUAAGCAGGUUUCUAUGGAACAGGAAGUUCCAGAGAUAACACUAGAGUCGGAGCUAGAGGAGAGUGGGAGUGGAGUGGAGUCGCUGGAUAUUCUAAACGUGUCUGUGCUCGAUGACAUGGCCAAACGCAUACAGGUGGAAGAGAUCACUCCAGCUGCUGGUCUUGUGUCUAUCUUGAAGAGAAAAGUCUCUCUGGAAGGAGCUACCAGCUCUGUCCCUGCUGCCCCUAAACCGGUCUCUAAACGAAAGGUCCGUUUCCGAGAGCCUGACGAAGGCCUGGACCACGAUGAUGUGGGCGGAGACUCCUGGGUGCUCCUCCUCUUGUUGUGCUUGGCUACCGUGGUGAUCAGUGUGGGCGGGACUGCGCUCUACUGCACUUUCGGAGAUGCCCAGUCCAGUGUGUGCACAGACUUUUCCCAUAACAUGGACUUCUACGUGGGACAGAUGCAGAGGGGCAUGGAUGAGCUCAAACACUGGCUGUCCCCAAGCUCAUAGCAGGACAGGACGACUCCUUUUCAUCUCCAUUUCUGUAACCUCCAAGAACUUUAAUGCUGAGAUAUCCUCAUUCAAAGACCUUUGCUGGCUCACGCGGUCACGGAUGAUGCCUAAACGGGUCCUCGAGGUGACGUCCCAGCCCCUGGAAGGCCAGUUUUUGACUCAAGUAGCCCACUGUUUACUGCCGUCAACUGAACCUCAUUUGACUUCAUUUUUAAAGUCUUAAAUUUAAAAUCUUAAUAUCACUUGGUUGACAGAGUUUUGUCUUUUAUUUAUUCGAAAAUUGAAUGACCUUCUUGGUACUGAAGAUAUAAUAAUGGACAUAAUCAUCUGUAGCCUGGACGUAGCAUUUUCCUGUGGUGAGUUUCGGACUCAUGGAAAGAUGUUUAUAGGGACAGGAAAGCAAUACAUGUAUAUUAAGAAACAAUAGAUAUAUAGAUACAGUCAGCAGAGAGGCAAAUCUCGGUUAUCAUAGUUACCAAUGUAUUAAUACAGGAAGACAAAAAUAAUUUUUCAGUAGAAUCCGCAACAUUGUGAUCAUUAUUGAAAAAUGAAAUCACUGUAGAUUCAGAUUCUGUACAUAUAGUUGACAGUGUUUUGUACCAUCCAUCAGAUUGAAUUUAUUUUAUUUUGUUAUUAAUGUAAUUAUUAUUACUAUUAAUGAUUAUCAUUACUAAUAAAAAUUGAUAACCGUGAUUUUAUGACAUAAAUCUCUAAACUUGUAAUUUUAAAGUACAAAUUCUAUGUAGAAAAAAAUAUAAAAGUUCAGAUCUUUAUUAGUGUGGGUCUAUUACAUUUUUAUAUUUAAAAAAAAAAAAAUUCUAUUAAAUAGCCUUUUUCAUUUUCCCCAUAGAAAGGAAAUUGGUAUCUAUGCUAACCAUGAUUUGUUUUGCCCUCCAGUAUGAAACUAUUUAGCAAUGGGAGCUUUUUAAGACGAAAUUGGUUCUAGAACAAGAACGUCAUAUGACAUUAAUAUAAUUUGCUCAGGCAUGUCUCUUGUUAAUAAUCUUAACAGUUAUUGCAAUCAUGGUGUUCAAAUCCAUUUUUUCUUUUUGUUAAAAUAACAUGGUCUCCAGUGUUAAAUAAGUUGGUUAUUUUUGGUUAUUGUCAUAAGUGCAUCCUGUGUUUAUUCUACAGAAUCAGUGUCUUGACAUCUUUUCUGUUUCCUUCUGAAGCACAGUCUUUCUUUGGUAAUGUCAACAUAAGUCUGCAGUAAAUGAAGUUAAAUGAACAUGUAGAUUUAACACAUAGAUGUCAGUUUGCUGUGCUCUGCUCAAGUGCGUGGACGUACUUGGCGAGAACUGUAAACGUUUAUUUCGUGUUCUCUGUUUUCUAUUUUGUAUGUUGUCUGGCUGGUUCAGAUGACAGUUAAAUGUCUUUAUUGUGUGAUUUUUCAGUAUUUAUUUAAUGCAAAGUCUUUUAAAUCAUAUGUUCUUGUGCAUGCACUCUCUUUUACUGUGUGUACAGAGACAAAUCGAACUUAUAUAUUUGUUUAACAUCAUUUUGAUUGUGUAUCUAUCAUGUGAUGAUUGCUGUAUUUCCUAAUUGUAUGAUUCAGAUUUGUUUAGUUAUUGUCUCCAAAUGCAAUGAGAUGUCUGACCAAAACCAGCUGGUGAAUAAAUCUUAUUGUUGGGACCGA